Messenger RNA from Setaria italica (foxtail millet), 2243 nucleotides. RefSeq names its product protein WVD2-like 7. NCBI's taxonomy places the organism in Eukaryota, Viridiplantae, Streptophyta, Magnoliopsida, Poales, Poaceae. The coding region runs from base 228 to 1913 and encodes 561 amino acids. The transcript is spliced from 10 exons. The record is from RefSeq and is a predicted model, not a curated record.
UUUACUACCGUCACCCCCGAGGCUCGGAGCCGUUAGACCCCUCCCUCCCGGUCCUGGUUCUUGGCCAACGCCAACGCCGCUGCGGCACUAAAGAGCACGGAUCGAUUCCGUUCCCCUUGCUCGCCUUCGCAUCCGUCCCCUCCCCUUCCUCGGCGAGCAGCAGGUAUCUCCACAUUCUUGUUCUGCUGAAGCUAGCUGGGUAGGUGAUCCCAAGGACAGAAGCAAAAAUGGCUGCUGAUGUUGGGCAGCGAUUCAGCGGAUGGUCAUACUCGGAUUUGCCUUACAACGAUCACAAUCCGCAGGAUUAUUCAGUUCAGCAAAUGGUGCUCAAUCAUGGCUCAGUAUCAUUUGGUAGAUUUGCUGCGGAAUCCUUGUCAUGGGAGAAGAGGUCAGUGUUUGACCAUAACAGACGACAAGAGGAGCUAAGAAAACUUACAGCACCUGGCUUGGUUGCACAAAAGAAGGCGUUCUUUGAAGAAUAUUACAAGAGGGCAAGACAUCUGAAGGCUCAGGGGGCAAUGCAGCAGACUGAAGCCACAAUGGAGGAGAGGAACGAUGAAAGUACUCUUGGACACAGCAGACAAGCAGAUGCAGUUAUGUUAGAAAAUCCAGUGGCUAAUGCUCCAAGUUCUAGUUCUGAACCUUCCACUGAAGCCAACUCAUCAGAUGAGAGGAAGUGCCAAGAGCUUGGGUACUUGACAUUCAAUCCAUUGUUUUCUCAGACAGCCGUCUUGCAAAACAUUGAAGAGGAGGAGAGGCCUAGCUCUGGUCAAAAGCAAAAUCUCGACCAGGAGUUCCCCUGUACAGCACAUGCAAGUGGCAAUCAUGAAUUCAGCCGUGAAGCUAUUGAGAGAAAAGUUCUUGCACCAAGACAUGUGGUAUCAAAUGAUAAUGGUGAAAGUAAUGUUUCUGGCUCAAGGAUUGUCUUACCAGUAGCAAGUCUUUUGUCAGAAGGUUUGGAAGUUGGUCAUGAGAAGCGUGGGGUACGAAAAACUGUUGCUGUUGUUAAUAGGUCAACAAAGAUAUCGAAGGACCUGCAAACUUCUGUUAUCCACACCCGAAGGGUAGAUUUAAGAAGGAAUUCAGAGAACAGGCCCUCUCAAGACCUGAAGGAUCCCUUCCACAAGAGAGUUGAGAUGAAAUUGCGUGCUUUAUCUGAUAGGUUGGAUGCUGAUAAGACUGCGGCCUCUUCAAGAUCAGCUAUGACCUCAUGUAGAUCGUCAUAUCAAAAUGCUGAUAGACUUACAACAUCUUCCAGAUCCAGUAUGCGUCAGAACACUGAUAGAGUUUUGGCACCUUCUAAAUUAACUGCUCAAGCUUCUCAUAAAUAUCGAAAAGGUGUGCAACGUUCAGAUGCCCUUUGUAAAGGAUCAAGUCCUUCUCAUGUUGCAUCUACCAACAGUACUGCCACUGGGAAAUUAGCUGCCAAAACAUUGGUGAUGCCCAGUUCAUCUCAAGUUAGUGCAAGAACAUCCAGAACUGUUCAGGUUACAUCAAAAAGAUCAGCAGGACCUACUAGCAUAAACAAUGGAUCACAAAAUAAAAGGAAGCAGCUGAGCACACCCACAGCGCUGGAUGAAAAUAACAGGAAGAGAGGAUACAUGCGUGCAUCUGCACCUCCAAGUGCAAGAAGCAGCUCUGAAAAUAUCCCCCCUACUGCAAAGGCACCUAAGAUUUCAAAUGUGAGGAAUGUGGUUGCCAAGACUGAACUUGUGCAGAAGUCAAGAUCCGCAGGCCAUCCUGUUGGAGCAAGAUAUACGGCGACAAAGCGCUCUGUGAGCAAUGAACAAAACAGAAAGGUGCCCCCGUCAGCCGCUGGAAGACUGGCUGAAUCCGGCAUGAGGAGCAAUCUGAAAGGUGGUCCAUCCCUGACUAAGAAGAAGCCAAGGCAAGAGAGGCCACAAUGGCGAUGAUGGUGCUGCCGAGACACACCCACCGUUGGCUCAUGUACACGUGAUGAUCAAUCCGGGCCAGGAAGAAGCCUGAAACAACUCCUUGGCCUAUUCCAUUGCUGCCAGUAGCAAUCAACAGAGGCGUUUCCUGAGCCCAGUACAUAUAGCAAGAAGGAACAUGCCUUGUCUUGUAGCUGUAGCCUGUAGGUCGUCAGACAGGUACUGUGGUUGGCUGGUUGCUGUGACUGUGAUACGCAAAUCUUGGGCAGCGAUCUCGGAAAGCGUUGACACCUGCUGUAACCCAAUCCACUCAAGAACGCGACGGAUUUUUUUUUUCCCUUCCCUUUUUCA